This is a messenger RNA of Spirometra erinaceieuropaei, 441 nucleotides long. NCBI's taxonomy places the organism in Eukaryota, Metazoa, Platyhelminthes, Cestoda, Diphyllobothriidea, Diphyllobothriidae. The record is from the annotation of a GenBank genome assembly.
AUGGUGCGUCAGCUGCACGACGGUAUGAUGGCGCGAGUCACGGACAACGGAGCUGUCUCAGAGGCAUUCGCAGUGACCAAAGGAGUGAAGCAGGGAUGCGUGCUGGCGCCUACCCUCUUCAGUCUUAUGUUCUCUGUCAUGCUGAUGGACGCCUACCGCGACGAACGCCCCGGGAUCCGCAUCGCCUACAGGACGGACGGUCACCUGCUGAAUCAACGGCGGAUGCACUUCCAAUCGCGCGUAUUCACCACCAUCGUUCACGAGCUUAUCUUCGUCGACGACUGCGCCCUGAACACCACCUCCGAAGCGGAGAUGCAACGGAGCAUGGACCUAUUCUCCGCCGCCUGCGAGGACUUCGGUCUGGUCAUCAACACGCAGAAGACGGUGGUGAUGCAUCAACCGCCACCCAACUCAGCCACAGCCCCCAACACACCGCCGUAA